UGAAAGGUGCUCAAUUUCAAAAAAUGGCUGCCGUCGUACAAGAUCACGAUGCAAAAGUGGAAGAUGAAAAUGAAGACAUAAGGGAAGAUCCUAAUGAAGAUGAUGCAGAAGAUGAAUUAAGUUCUAAAGAUCCUGCUAAGAAAAAGAAAAAAAAGAAGAAGAAAAAGAAAGCUCCUGGGCCUGAUGUGGCAAAUGACAACUCUGAAGACAUAGAAAAUGUAACAGAAAAAUUAGAGCGACAAAUUAUUGAAGGAGAAGUUAAUAACAGAGAUGCAGAUGGUGAAUAUGAUUGCAAAGGGGAAAAUGUUGAAGCAAGCAAAAAGAAGCGCAAGAAGAAAAGCAAAGGUGGUACAACCGUGAAACAGACUGAUCCUCCGUCCAUUCCUAUUAAAGUCCUUUAUCCAGAUGGGAAUUAUCCUGUUGGUGAGGAGGUUGAAUAUGUCUCUGGGGUGGAUGGUCGUACAGCAAAAGACAGAUUUUCAUCAGAAGAGAAAAAAGCAAUUGAGCAGAUGGAGCAAGAUAUAUAUAAGGAUAUCAGACAAGCUGCUGAAGCUCACAGACAGACUAGACAAUAUAUUAGAAAGUUUAUAAAACCUGGGAUGACAAUGAUAGAAAUAUGUGAAGAACUAGAAAAGACUGCCAGGACAUUAAUUUCAGAAAAUGGUCUGCAGGCUGGAUUAGCAUUUCCCACCGGAUGUUCAUUAAAUAAUUGUGCUGCUCACUAUACUCCUAAUGCUGGAGAUACCACAGUUUUACAAUAUGACGAUGUUUGUAAAAUUGAUUUUGGCACUCAUAUUAAUGGUCGUAUAAUUGACUGUGCCUUCACUUUGACAUACAAUUCUAAAUAUGACAAGCUUCUUGAGGCAGUCAGAGAGGCUACUAAUACUGGUAUAAAAGAAGCAGGCAUAGAUGUUAGGUUGUGUGACAUUGGAGAAGCCAUUCAAGAAGUCAUGGAAUCUUAUGAAGUUGAAUUGAAUGGGAAAACAUAUCCAGUAAAAUCUAUUCGUAAUUUAAAUGGUCAUCUUAUUGGGCAAUAUCGUAUACAUGCAGGGAAAACUGUGCCUAUCGUGAAAGGAGGUGAAGCUACAAAAAUGGAGGAAGGUGAAUUUUAUGCCAUUGAAACAUUUGGUAGCACUGGAAAAGGUUAUGUACAUGAUGAUAUGGAAGUAUCUCACUAUAUGAAAAAUUUUGAUGCUGGGCAUGUACCUCUCAGGUUAGCUCGUUCUAAACAACUACUCAAUGUAAUAAAUCAGAAUUUUGGGACACUGGCAUUCUGCCGACGCUGGCUCGACCGUUUAGGUCAAACUAAAUAUCUGAUGGCACUCAAGGAUCUAUGUGAUAAAGGAAUUGUCGAUCCUUAUCCACCACUAAGUGACAUCAAAGGCUCAUACACAGCUCAGUUUGAGCAUACGAUAUUAUUACGCCCAACAUGUAAGGAAAUAGUUAGUAGAGGGGAUGAUUAUUAAAUUUUAGUGAAUUUUGAAUUAAAUAUCUAAUAAUAUGAAACUCAAAAUGCAUAUAAAUUGCUGUUUUUCUUCAUUUUACAAUUGUUGUAAAAAUGAAUUUUUCUAAGUCUACAUUUUGAAUUGUUUCCUUAAAAUAUGGCCAAAUAAUAAAUUGUUAGGUUUAGAUCAUGCAGAUAUAUUUAUUCAUAUUGCUCAAAUACAAGACUGUUAAUGAAUUGUUUAAUUAUAGUGUAUUUCCUGAUUUACAAAAGUCAUGUCAUAAUCCAUUUCAGUAUCGUUGAUUUUAUUACUGUUAUAAGUUUAAUAAGCCAGAAUCAAAUGUUUUAAUACUGAAAUUAUAAAUUACGCAGAUAGGAUAUGUCACCUUUUUUAAAUACAACAGUGUGUAUAUUAAUUUUUGUAACAAAUAAUUUGCCUUAGGUUUGUUUCCAUUUAACAAAAGGUUUUAUUUCAAUUAAUAUUUGAUUUGGUUCUCAUUUUUUUAUAAAGGCAUUUUUAUGUAAUAAUUUUAAUGGCUUCCUUCAUUUCAUCUUCACAUAAAUGUAAUAGAUUUUAUGCAGGGUUAGUUAUAAAUUAAUACUAUGAGAAUUAUAAUUUUAUACAUUGCAUGCAUGCGGAUUUCGAAAUUUCUAGUCACAUAUAAAAUAUAGCUUUUGUGCACUACUUAAUUACCAAAAAAGCUAUUUGCUAAUGCUGUUUUUAAUGCUUUCUUUAACAAUUACUUAUUGUAUGAAGCAUGAGUUUUGUUUUUGUAUUCAGCAAAAUGUGCAGUUUAAUUAUGUAAAAUAUGUUUCAGGCGUUCUUUUUUUAUCUAUAAAUGAAUAGAGAUUUCAUUUUGUGAAAGCUAUUUUUUAUAAAUGUGAAAGAAAAUUGUAAUUUCAAUGUUUUAAACAAU
Molecule: messenger RNA, 2361 nt
Organism: Stegodyphus dumicola
Lineage: Eukaryota; Metazoa; Arthropoda; Arachnida; Araneae; Eresidae
Gene: und
Product: methionyl aminopeptidase und
Biological process (GO): proteolysis
Cellular component (GO): cytoplasm
Molecular function (GO): metalloaminopeptidase activity
Source: RefSeq, a predicted model, not a curated record